UUUGCUACGACAUUUCUGCUUUCCGUAUGUGGAUGUGGUAUUUUGUAUGUUUACAAACAUGAAACAAGUUUAACAAGGCAAGCUAGAAAUAAAGCUAGAUUCAGUGUCGUUCAGGGGCUUUCUAUGUAAAGUUAAUAAGUUUCACUUAAGUUUUUGUUAAAAUUAAAUUGGCGACAUAUUUUCUAUUUUGGAAAGUGAUUGAACAAUGUGAAUGUUGGAGUUUGAAUUUCAAUUAACCUUGAAAUUAAAAUGAAGAUCUUGUUGAAAAAGGCAUGAUGUUUGACAUUAUAACCUAAGCCAAGACACAAGUGUUCAAGUAUUUCAAAGCACUUUCAAUAAUUAUGAAGUGUACAGUUUUCAUUAGCAUAUUUUCUCUUCUCAUGAUUACUCAACUGUUGCUAUACUGGCAUGUGACUCUAAACAAUAAUAAAUAUCUUCUAAUUGUUUUAUUUGAUGGAUUCCGCUGGGAUUAUUUGAACCGAACUGAAACUCCACAUUUCAAAUCCAUUAUAAAUAAUGGAGUCUAUGCAACUGAAGGUCUAAACAAUGAAUUUGUUACGUCCACAUUAACCAACCAUUGGUCUAUAGUGACUGGACUUCACCCUGAGAGUCAUGGUAUCAUUGAGAAUGAAAUGUUUGAUGAAGAAAUCAACAAGACUUACAUACCUUUAUACAGAGAUAAGAAUGCUCACAAUGAUCCAAGAUAUUAUGACACUGGUGUAGAACCUAUUUGGGUUACUAAUCAAUUGCAAAGAGCUGAUGGAAGGACUGGAAGUAUUAUGUGGUGGGGAGCAGAAAAUGAAGUAAAAGGAAUUCGGCCGAACUAUCACAUGCCCUUGGAUUUGAAUGUUGAUUAUUACUUUAGAAUCGAUGAAAUGAUUCGAUGGUUCACACUCUCAAAACCAAUAAAUCUAGGACUUCUGUAUUUUUCAGAGCCUGACCACACUGCACAUUUAAGUGGACCUGAUUCUGAAAAUGUGACUCAAAUGAUUAAAUACGCUGACGACCUUGUAGGUUAUCUCAUUAAACAGUUAAAGGAUAAAGACCUAAUUGAUACAAUGGAUGUGAUCAUCACUAGUGAUCAUGGAUUUGCAUCUGUUUCAAAAACAAGAUUAAUCAAUCUGGACAAGUUUGUAGAUCCUAAUUUGUAUCAUAUGGUCCAUUACACACCUGUGGCAGCUAUUAUUCCUAACAAAGGCAUGGAAGAGGAAGUUUACAAUAAACUAAAAGAACAUUCUGAACAGAAUCAUUUUCAAGUUUAUAAGAAGUCAGAGCUUCCAGAAAGAUUACAUUACAAACACAACAAGAGAGUGACUCCUAUCAUUGCUAUUGCUGAUAUUACUUACUCUUUUAUCAGCCAAAUGCCAGAAGAGAAUUUUACACAAGCUGGUAACCAUGGUUAUGACAAUAAGUAUCACGAUAUGCAUCCAUUUUUUAUGGCCUUUGGACCUUCCUUCAAACAAAAUGUGAAGGUAAAGACUUUCUUCAGUGUUGACCUCUAUCCAUUGAUGUGCCACUUGCUCAACAUUGUGCCACAGCCAAACAAUGGCAGCAUGGAUAAUGUUGCUGUAUUACUAGAGGAUGAACAAAGCCACACAGGCAGCAUUUACUCUGCAUCAUAUUUAAUAUAUUUACUGAUUAUAGCUGUCAUCAUCUUAGUAUUUACAAGUUUCAAUUAUGGCUAUAGAAAGUGUCCUUUUAACCCUAAAAUAUCAACAACAAGGUAUUAUUCCCAGCUGCCUAGUUAGCCAAGUCAGACCUCUGUGAAGAGUAUUGUUGAACAGUCAUUUUAUUUUACAUUUAUUUUGAGCUAGACAAAGGAUCUGAGAUUCACAAUUUUACUUAAUUGUUCAAACAUCAGAAAUUUAAUGUAUUAUUUAUUUCACUGUGUAUGUGUCUUUACCUCUGUGAUAUGUGCAUGAGGCAACUAGUAUGCAAGUUGGUUAGUUUGUUAAAAAAAAUAUUCUGAAAAUAAACAAAUAGGUUUUUACAUGUUAACAGAAAAUUUUAGAACUUUUACUUUUUAAAUGUUUAUAUUGCUUGUGGAAAGGCUUAUUCGUAGUCAACAAAGUUUUAUUUGCAGUUUUAGUUUCUGGACUUGUGUUUACAAAGCUUAUUACCAACUUACUCUGUCUGUCUGGCACACACAUUAUUUCUCUCACAUCUGUUCUUGGAUCAAGUUUAAAUUUAUUGUAGCCAACAAAAUAUGAAUCAAUAAAAAAUUAAGCAAUUGGUCAAUUAUUUUCCGGUAUUUAAAAUUUUGUUUGAUACCGAGGGAAAUUAAACCUUCAGAGAAAUGGCUAAAUAUGUAGGGUUUUGUCGCUUUAGUUAAUUGUAGACCUUAUUUCUUCUACACCAAUUCUCUUUAAAGGUUGAAACUAGUCACAAGUAUUUAUUGUACCUAACAAAAAAUAAAUCAGUUAAAAAAUUAACCAUUAGUCAAUUUAUUUAUAAUUAAUUAUUUUGUUUAAUAUCAAAAAGGAAAUUAUUUCUACAUUAUUAAGAUUUAUAGUUGUAAAUGUGUAGUUCUUCCCAAUAAGAUAAGUUUUGUUUUUGUUUUGCAUGUUUUAGUUUCACUUCACUAUUCUUUUAGUCCUAUUUUUUUUUUCCUUUCUCUCUUCUUUCCAUUUCUUGAUUAAUUUGUCAUUUACAUUUUUCACCAUUCUGUCCCCACUCAGCUUGCCCUUCCCAACUUGCAACUCUUUGACUGUUCAUCUCAAGUUCCUUUGGUUUAACUCCAGCUACAAUAAAAGUCUUGAUGUUCUUUAAGCAAUGAAAUACAUUCAGAGAAAGUGAUAUAAAGAACAGUGCUGUUGAUCUAAUAUUUUAGUGAAAGAUCACUCUUGCCAACUAAAUCCCCUGCUGUCCUGUAAGAGGCUUGGGCUUGGAUGUAAUAAUCUUUGUUUCUGAAGAAACACUCAACACUUACACAACAAACAGAACAAUUUUUUUUUUGUUUUUCUCUCUCCUUUUCCAUGUUUUUUUUUUCUUUCUUGAUCCAUGCAUAUGUUUGUAUUGAUUAGUUGGAUUGCAUAAAAAUUAUACAUUCCUGACAAGUCACAUGAUAGAAAUAUUGCUUUUUUUUAAAUCUUGAUCAUAAAGGCGGAAUACCAAGGUAUUUGCUCAAUCCUAGAUUUAUGGGGGAAAGUUGUAAAAGGUGUAUGCUUUCUCCAAGAUUCCAGAAGAAUUUUUGUGUGGCAAAGAUCAGAAGCAUUCAAUGUAACUAUUGACAAAGUACAACCAAAAUGUUGCCAUUUCUAGGAGCCAUUUUAGAGUUAUGGUUAUAUGUUUAAUGGUACAUACAAAUGAUCUUUUUAAUGGUUACUAUAAACAUUGUGUGCUUAGUUCUAUUUUGACUAUAUAGGUUAGGUACUCUAGUUUUAUUGUAAUACUUUAUUAGACCCUUUUGGACAAAAUGAGUAUUAAAGUUGAUUUUUUUUCUUGUCUAUUAAUGAAAGAGUAUUUAUUUAUGUUAUAGUGGUGAAAUAUUUGGUUUUGCUUUGGUAUCUGUAAUUAUAUUUGAAAUGUCAAAUAUAUUCAUACAAGUUUUAUAAGAAAGCAAUUGCAAUAAUGUUUUAUUUCUACUUUUAUAUGCAAAUAUUUCAUAAGGAAACAUAGCCUCUCAUUUUCUUCCAGUCAGAAGAUUGAGUAGUGCGGUAUUUCAUGUGACUACACAGCUCCACCUGUGACCAACAUAUUUUGUCACAACCAACGCAGACAUAACUCUUGUCCGCCAGUGGUAUUUAGAGUCUCUUUUUACCAUCUACAUUUGUCCUAAGCAGUAGAUCUUUAGAGUCUCUUUUUGCUAUCUACAUUUGUCCUAAGCAGUAGAUCUUUAGAGUCUCUUUUUGCCAUCUACAUUUGUCCUAAGCAGUAGAUCUUUAGAGUCUCUUUUUACCAUCUACAUUUGUCCUAAGCAGUAGAUCUUUAGAGUCUCUUUUUACCAUCUACAUUUGUCCUAAGCAGUAGAUCUUUAGAGUCUCUUUUUACCAUCUACAUUUGUCCUAAGCAGUAGAUCUUUAGAGUCUCUUUUUACCAUCUACAUUUGUCCUAAGCAGUAGAUCUUUAGAGUCUCUUUUUACCAGCUUUUCAUAGAAACUUUACACAACCUAAGUUUAGAUCAAAUACUCUGAAAGACACAAAGAUAAAGGCACAUUCCUCAUCCCAUAUGCUAGGACAAAUUUGUACAAAUACUCCUUCUUCCCUAGUGCUAUUAGAGUAUGGAAUGGGUUGCCUGAGCUAGCCAGAAAAGCAGUGCCUUGGCAGAAUUUAAGUCAUUGGUUAACAUGCAUGACUAAAUGCAUGACACGUAGGACGUAAUCAUCUUCAUUUUUGAAGUAACAUCUGUAUUAUAUAAGAAGAUAAGAUAUAUAAACUUCAAAGAACUAAUUCUAGAAAUAUGGCAUAGAUGCAUACAUACCUUAAUUGAAUGUGCUGUUGAAAACCAACAUUGUAAAACUAAUAUUCUAUUUAUUUAAAUGCAUUUGUUGACUACAUUUUCAAUAACUCUUAAUGCUGAAAGUCACUUAUCACUCUAUUUUAGACUGGGUUUGUGCGAAUGAAAGCUUUAUAAUUUUAAGUUGUUGUUUUUUCAACCUCAAUAAAGUAUAGCAAGAAUUAUAAAUGAAGCCAGAAGCAGGUUAGAAAUGAAGUAUUAGAUUUUGAGCAACCAGAAUAGAAGUAUUCAAAUAAUUGUUAGGCCAUGUGAGAGCUAGGCAGGCCUUAGAGUGGAACCCCCAGGGAACAAGACGCAGAGGAAGACCAAAAAGAACAUGGCGACGCAGUGUACUUGAAGAAGCAGAGAAGACCGGGAAGAGCUGGGACACCAUCAAAAAGCUAGCAAGAGACCGUGGAGAGUGGCGUGUUUUUGUCGAGGCCCUAUGUUCCAUGAGGAACUCAAAGGAGUGAUGAUGUGAGAUUUGAAACAGGACAUUGAAAUGCUUGUACAUGUAGCUGUCUUAGAGUAAUGAGAGAUUUUGAUUACUUUCUGAAGCUUUUUUUUUCUUGUAGUAUUCUUGCAUGGCAGGUGAGGCCAGGAUAAACAAGUUUAAUACAUAAAAUACUUUUUUUGAAAACCUUGCUUAUAUUGACAUCAAUCAGGUUUGAUUAGUCUAUUGUUAGUUUUAAUUUUUAGCUUGUUUGUAAGGGUGAGACUGUGCUUGUCGGUUGCCUGCCAUCAAUAUAGUACAAUUUCCAUAAAAUACUAAAUUAAUUAAUUACAACUAGUUGAUUUACCAAUUG
Molecule: messenger RNA, 5241 nt
Organism: Biomphalaria glabrata
Lineage: Eukaryota; Metazoa; Mollusca; Gastropoda; Planorbidae
Product: ectonucleotide pyrophosphatase/phosphodiesterase family member 5-like
Exons: 5
Coding region: 342-1748 (468 amino acids)
Source: RefSeq, a predicted model, not a curated record